AUGCGCAUGGGGCUGACGGAGGCUCCCCCAGGAAUCCCCCACGAGCUGCGGGUGCUGCAGCCGCCCACCGAGGCGCCCCGCGCCGACGCCGCAGCCUCUCCCCUUCCUUCCUCUGUGGGCCUGCUCUUGCAGGAGCCCCCUGACUCCUCCACCAGUCCCCACAUCACCCCGCCCAGCUGCCUGGAGGAGGCCUCGGGAAAGAAGGAGGAGGGGAAGGUCCCUGGGAAGAAGCAGAAGGUCCGCACCGUCUUCUCCCAGACGCAGUUGUGCGUGCUGAACGACCGCUUCCAGAGGCAGAAGUACCUCAGCCUGCAGCAGAUGCAGGAGCUGUCCAGCCUCCUGAACCUCAGCUACAAGCAGGUGAAGACUUGGUUCCAAAACCAGAGAAUGAAAUGUAAGCGGUGGCAGAAAAGCAACUGGCCGCAGAACAGCACCAGCACCCCUCAGAAGGGCCCAUCCCCGGCGGAGUACCCAAGCGUCUGCUCCAACUACGCCCAGGGCUACCUGGUGAACACCUCGGGGAACCCGGUGUGGGGCAACCAGACCUGGAACAAUGCAGGGUGGGGCAGCCCCUCCUGGAACCCUCCGCAGGCCUGGUGCCCCCAAGCCUGGAAUAGCCCCAUCCCCGGCUGUGGGGAGGAGGCCCUGCAGCCUUGCCUGCCCUUCCCGCAGAACUUCCCUGCCAGCGACUUAGAGGCCGUCCUGGAAGCAGUUGGGGACAACUACAAAUACCUCAGCGCCCCCCAGUCCUUGGAUCUGCUCCUGAAUUAUCCCCCGAACCCGCAGCCUGAAGACCUGUGAGGAUGGAGGCUGUGUUCCCACCUGGAUGACCCCGGACCUCCCUCCGAGGACUUGCUGUUUUAGGGGGAGGAUUGCCUGGUGGUGUCCUGGUCCCCACUGUGCCUGUGGGGACAACUGGGGCUGUGCAGUAGGACUGGAAUCUGAACGAGGAGCUUGGUGACCCUGCAGCCCAUGGCUGGAUACAGAUAAGCAGCUGGGGUGCUGUCCAUGGGGCUGGAGGUGGACCCCAGCCUCAGGAGCAGGUGCUUGGGACUGUACAGAAAAUUCAGUUUCCUGUGAGUUUGGGGCUUUGCCUCUUAACACUGGGCCCGGGGUGUAUAUGGCUCAGGGCCAGGGUGCUUGCUCCGCACACUUGAGGGCCCUGACUUCCACCCCUGGAACUGUAGAAAGACCCAUUGUGCGGAGCUGGGAAUGGAACCCAAGGCCUUCUUCCCAUUUAGCUGCAUUCCCACCCCACAGCUUUCCCUGAGGCUCUGAUAUCUCAACUGGGCCCCCACAUCUGGCUAUGAAUAAAUGCAUAUUUGUAAGAGUUGUUCUGGGUGAAGGGUUGAAUUUAAUCACUGCACUGACACCCCCACCCCCUCCCCGAGUUUACCGUGAUC
This is a messenger RNA of Fukomys damarensis (Damara mole-rat), 1403 nucleotides long. RefSeq names its product Nanog homeobox (gene Nanog). Lineage: Eukaryota; Metazoa; Chordata; Mammalia; Rodentia; Bathyergidae. The record is from RefSeq and is a predicted model, not a curated record. The coding region runs from base 1 to 801 and encodes 266 amino acids. Gene Ontology annotation, biological process: regulation of transcription by RNA polymerase II. Gene Ontology annotation, molecular function: DNA-binding transcription factor activity, RNA polymerase II-specific; RNA polymerase II cis-regulatory region sequence-specific DNA binding. The transcript has 5 exons.